GAGAUAGACGAUGCUUAUAGACACGAUCGUCGCUCACUUGACCUCCCUUCCUGCUACAAGGGCGAUCUCGAACACCGGGGGUUUGUUAGUGUGGUGGAGCACGUAUACGAUUUCGGGCUCCACCGCAACCACACUUCGAGACUGGCAAGGGAAAUCAUCGCGGUAAGGGGAGAAGGAUUUGAAGCAUAUAGCCUGGAGUUGGUGGUCGCCAGCCUUGAGAAGCGCAAGGAGGAGGAUUUGAACGGCUGUGCUGCGGCACGUCAAGAAUUGAGGAAAGGCAUUGCGGGGUCAUUUCAGAUGUGA
Molecule: messenger RNA, 303 nt
Organism: Aspergillus steynii IBT 23096
Lineage: Eukaryota; Fungi; Ascomycota; Eurotiomycetes; Eurotiales; Aspergillaceae
Exons: 1
Source: RefSeq, a predicted model, not a curated record